This is a messenger RNA of Hymenoscyphus albidus, 3586 nucleotides long. Lineage: Eukaryota; Fungi; Ascomycota; Leotiomycetes; Helotiales; Helotiaceae. The record is from the annotation of a GenBank genome assembly.
CGUCGAGACCGUAUAAUCUCACCUCAUCCAACCUCGGAUAGAUUAACCUUACCUAUUUCAUCCUCUCCAUUCUUCACAUUUAAAGGCGUUCUCAGCAGUAACUGUUCCACCGCUAAUCACGGUUGUCAUAUUCCUACAAGUCGGCUCGCCUCUGACCAUGAUUUUCUCGGGUCGUGCUGCUAUUUGGAGAUGAUGUUUGUUGAUGCAAUGCGCGUCUCACGCCACGCAGCUCGUUUUCUUCAACUUGCCAAAUGAGACUCCUGCAGUGCUACAUCGGGACAUUCAUGGACCAGUACUCCUUUCCUUACGUCCUCCACAUUGGAAGUUCAUGUUUUCUGUAGUUACGUUACUCCGUGUAUCUUCUUUUUUGGUGGCUUUUUCGAGUUAGAAUGGAUUUUUCUAUUGGCUUUGAUGUCGAUUUUGCAUAUAUUCAUAGCGUUUAUUUCAUCACAGCCUUGGGUGGAAAGCCUCCCGACUGUCACUCUCGGUAAGCUCAAUUCGGGCCACGAGGGUUCCAUGAUUCGCACCGUUAUAUGCAUCGUUCACCGGUCUCUAUCCCUUCCAGAGUCUAGACGAAAAAAAGGGGCCAAAAAGAGAUGAACUUCUGAGUGCAAAAAGGAUGUCCAUUUUCUCGACUUUUCCCCGUCGAACAAUGCCAACCAGGUCGCGUUCCCAAGCAUUUGAGCCUCACUUCGACCCAUUUAUUGUAUCCACAUAUAUCCACAUCGAGUGCAUAUCUUUCUGGCCCCUUUGUCGUCUGGAACAGGUCAAAUUCCAUCAGAGGCUGGCUGGUGCUACCCCGGUAAAUGCUUUCCUGUUUUCUCAUGUCAGCCUCAUCGAAAUGUCAACCCAUGUUGUUAAUAUGAUUGGGGAGGAUCGGAGUUUUAUACCUAGCGUUUGUUCUUGUGCGACGAAUCCUACGGACUGGUGCAGAUUAUCUCUGCUCGGUUGGGUGUAUUCUGGGCGGUGACUUGGUGAUCAUAAUUUCAAUACCCUCGUAUCCGAUCAUCAGCAUCUGCACCCAAUAAUGACCACAUAAUAUUCACGACAUCGUCGUAUCCUUUCUUUAGGAGAACGGGAAUAGGAAUCUCCUCUUGGCGGGAUGAAUGGUUCUCUAUAAGAUAAUGGGAUAUCAUGAUGUUUUCUCCACUGUCCACUAGAGUGGCAGUGUUCGUUUCUUGUCCAAAAUGCUCUUUUCCAAGAUUUCUGCCUCUGCGUUGGCUGUAGUCUCAAGCUUCUUUUUCGAUGUUGUUAUUGCAAAAUAUGCCAUCACUGGCGUUCACACUGGAGUAGAUGCCACAACCGGAUAUAGACCUCCCCGUAGGGAGAUAAACGAGUUGGCCUUGGAUAAACCUCAAUUGUAUGUACAUUUCCUCUUAAUCCUUCAGCUUCGUUACUGACCAACCAGCUCUUUGUACAUUCAAGCUUUGAAUGCUAUGAUGAAUGUAGAUGAACACAACUUGACGUCUUAUUUUCAACUUUCAGGUAUUCAUGGUAGACCAUAUAUCCCAUGGGACGAUGUGAAUCCAGCAACUUCCAAUAAUGGUAUUCGCACCGGCUACUGCACUCAUGGGAAUACCCUUUUCGCGACCUGGCAUAGGCCGUACCUUGCUCUUUACGAGGUAAGCGUUGUUUAAUGCAGUAAUGUUAUUUACAGUUUAGCAAUCUAAUUUUCCCACAGCAAGUUCUGGCUGGACACGCACAGACAAUUGCAAAGACAUACAAAUCUGCAGAAUACCAAACCGCAGCUGAUAAUCUGCGAAUGCCUUUUUGGGACUGGGCCAUUCCUGGAAGCCGCUUUCCUACGAUCAUGAAAUCGCCUACUGGUAAGUAGACAUAAUUUCCUUGUUGCAUUUCUCCCUACCAUUUAGUACCCAUCCAAUUGGUAAAUUCCUUGACGAGAAAUAUCUAAUUUGAUGCAGUUCAGAUCACAACACCCAACGGUACAGCAACUGUCAACAACCCUCUAUUCAACUACAAGUUCCUUCAGCGCCCCGAACCCACGGAAUGGUUCCCGGCGAAUGAUCCAAUAGCUGCAAAACCCACGACACUGAGACAUCCAGAUGCGAACGGCGUACAGCAUGACGAAGCAACUGAUCAAGCGCUUGCCGAGGAAAAUUCCUUUCUCGCUAAUCAAGUGGUGAGUUUGCACGGAAUUAUUUUCACCCCCUUGAUUUCUGCUCGUACUAAUGCCGACACUUUGAAAGUGGGAUGUAUUUGCCCAGACUCGGGACUUUAAUAGUAUGUCAACCAGUGGAAAUGGCGGGUAUGUGUCUUCUCCUUUUAUUCCAAUAUCUUGAUUUGUAGCCCAGGUGGUUUAGUGAAAUCUUUGUCUUCGCCUCAUCUUCUUUCUCUCUGAGCAGAGGACACACGACUAAUUGUUUUAGACCAAAUUUCGAAACUCCUCAUGGUGAGAUUCAUACGUUAGUUGGAGGCGAUGGGCACAUGACGCAAGUGGCUUGGUCUGGGUUUGAGCCUACUUUGUAAGUAAUCCUUCAUGGCCCCUUAAAUCAGGAUUAUUCCAAACAAUCCAGAACCAGAACCUCCUGCAAGCAGCGAAGAAUGAACGAUAAUGGUGCAAUAUUGUUCCGCUUGAUCUGUUUGAUCUAACAAUUUAUAGUUGGCUCCACCAUGCCAAUGUCGAUCGUCAAGUUGCAAUGUGGCAAGCAAUCUACCCAGACGCAUGGUUGACGAACGUGCGAUCUCCCAGUGGAACAUGGACUAUCCUCCCCAACUCCAUAGUUGGUGAGUUAACACCACUAACCCCAUUCACGAUGGGCGACGGCAUAACCAUGUAUACAUCGAUUACUGCCAGAUAUACCAAAAGUACGUACCAAUCCCCUUCCCAGUUCUAUAUGCUCGAUCUGUGUGGACCUUGCCGGGAUGAACAUCUUUUCUAACUAACCUUCAAGAUUUUGGCUACUCAUACCCCGAUGUCAAGGACUGGCUAUUCAGCGACCCAGCCUCGCUUAAGGCAAAUGUCACCACCCAGGUCAAUCAACUUUAUAACCCCAACGGCUCCUUCGGUGCAUUCCGUAGCAGUACUAAGAGAUCCAUACGCAUCCCCUCCAACAUCACCGACAAAACCAACGAAACCCACGCAUGGAGUAUAUCCGUCAAAGUCCCCAACGGGGCCGUCGACCAAGCUUUCUCCGUCAAGAUAUCCAUGUGCGAUAUCCACGUCGGAAGUCUGAGUAUCCUCUCAGUUCCCGGAACUGUCGAACGCGAGGCUGGUGCGUAUAGAGUUACGCAUGGUCAGUUCAAUCUUGGGACUGCCUUGGAGGGUGUUGAUCCUGAUGAUGUCUCGGCGGUGAUUGGUCACUUGAAGGGGAAGUUGAAGUGGGAGGUGGUGAAACUUGAUGGGUGUGUGGUUGAUGAGGUCGAGGGGUUGGAAUUCGAGGUUGCGGAUCAGGUUGUGAAGAAGGCUGAGGAUAUUUCUAAGUUCCCUACUUUUGGAGAGAGAACUGUUCAUCCGGAUGUUAUGGCAUAGGUAUGGGAGUUUUUGGGUUGGUUUAGGCGUUAAGUUGAUUGUAUAUUCUUUUAAUGUUAUUUACUUUAUUGUAAUUAGAUAAUUCAUUUCCUAAUA